UUGGUAGGCUAGUAGUACAGUACAUAAACAAAAGUUCAAACCAGCAGCAACUUUCGGACCGCCCAAAUCCAAAUCUUCUCAUGGCAUUUCAAGACAAUUCUAUUUUUUUCUAAAAGAACAAGUGGUCUUCUGGGUUAAAAUUCUAUUUUUCGUUUAGCACGUGUUUCUUACAAUGACAACAGAGUUCAAUAAAAUGCUUGCCACUCCUUUCAAACCACCCUCUGACGUGGAUUUUAAAAAUAGUUUUCUGACUUAACCUAUGCUGAUCGGCCACGCAAGGGUUUGAGAAAAAUAUUUUCAGCUGUUUGCACAGUUUUAACGUGUCAUCUCUUUUCUUCAGUUUGCUCAAUACCUCUGUUGGGUCGCGUGUUGCGAGAGUCGAGUGCUGUCAUGUUUGGGUUAGACAUUCCCAAGAUGAAAAUAGUUUUGUAUGCUUUGACUUUUCUUGGGUAUACAUACAGUGGAUAUGGGGCAGAUGUCAUAUCGCAUCUUCGCGAUGCGGUCUUGUCUGCUGAGAAUGUUUUUGGUGACUUUCUUGACAAUUUCAUCCAUGUAGCGAAAAAGUUUAGAGGUGUGUCGGAAGUCUUAAAUGCAGCUGUUGAUGAAGAUUGCCACUUUUUGUGUCCAAAUGGUAUGAAACCAACAGCAAAUAAAUAUCACAAACCCUCAAGUAAUGGAUGUGGGCCAGUUGGAAUGGAGAUUCCAAAAGAUGCAUUACCUGCUGUCGAAAUGACAGAAUGUUGCAACCAGCAUGACAUUUGUUAUGAUACUUGUAACUCUGGUAAAGAAAAAUGUGAUUUUGACAUGAAGCGAUGUUUGUACAAAAUAUGUGACAGCCAUGCUCAAACUGUUGGUGCUGCUUUGACCAAAGUAUGCAAGACGGUAGCGAAGUCUCUCUUUUCAGGUACCAUGACACUUGGGUGCAAGUCCUACUUAGAUGCACAGAAAAAUGCAUGUUAUUGUCCAGUUAGCAAGAAGUACAAAUCUGAGUUGUGAUGAGUGUUGGAAGUGAGGUACCAAAUGAGUUAUUAAAGAAAGUUAACUUUAGAGAAAUAGUUUUGAAUGGGUUUUUAAUCAGCAUAGUUCUAAAUAGUUAACAGUUCAUUGAAUUUCAUGAGUAUUUGCCAAAAUUUUACAUAACAAAUGACUGAUGUGAUUGCACAACAAAUGAUAAAGCAAAAAUUUAUGUGUCUUAAAAAAAAAUGAUAAAAUUACCAAGGUUUAAAAUAAGACAUCAAAACGGACUUACAAAAUAUGGAACAAGAUAAAAUAACUUGUCUAAGCAAGACCAAGUCUCUUACUUAGCUCACCACUUUCUUGUAAAGCUUUUACAUCAGUACCUCCUCCAAUGCACUCUCCUUCCAAGAACACACGUGGAACCUGAAAGCAGAUGUUUGAAUGCAUUGUUAAAUCCAAGCAAACAAUACCAUUACAAUCGCGAUGGUAAGAAAAGAAAGUAAUAACAAUGUCUCACUUUUCUAUACAAUAAAUGAACAGGAGAUAAAUAAAUUAUUGUACUUA
Frankliniella occidentalis (western flower thrips) is the source of this 1521-nucleotide messenger RNA. It is a transcript of the gene GXIVsPLA2, whose product is annotated as group XIIA secretory phospholipase A2. Bases 391 to 996 code for a protein of 201 amino acids. Gene Ontology annotation, cellular component: extracellular region. NCBI's taxonomy places the organism in Eukaryota, Metazoa, Arthropoda, Insecta, Thysanoptera, Thripidae. Gene Ontology annotation, biological process: phospholipid metabolic process; lipid catabolic process; arachidonate secretion. The record is from RefSeq and is a predicted model, not a curated record. The transcript has 4 exons. Gene Ontology annotation, molecular function: A2-type glycerophospholipase activity; calcium ion binding.